AUGGCUGGUUGGUUUAAGCUGUCCCUGUUGCUGUUAUUUCUAGCCCUUGGCCUAGAUGCCAAGAAAGAGGAACGUCAACUUAAACUUGUGAUCGAUAAGUUUUAUGUGAAGCAUCAUGCCCCUGACAUCUUCGAAGAGCUCAAAUGUGUAGUGACCCAAGCCAAUCGCAGUUACCUCAGCUGCAAUAUGAUUCUACGGCGUAGCAUCGAUCAGGCUGAAAUGAUAACUAAUUACGAUAUCAUAAAAGCAAACAAUCAGACGAUGAAGCUUUACAACAACCGCAUGGACUUUUGUCAAUACUUCACAGCCUUGCAUAAGGUGCGCAUAUAUCGGCAAGUUGCGAAAACUUUUGUAGCUCGAUUGGGCGAAAUGAUCAAGUGCCCACUAAAACCGAACUUCAAUUAUACGCUUACCGACUGGUAUAUGGACGAGAAACACGUGCCCAACUAUUUACCUGAAUGUAAAUACAAAGUGUCCACGAAAUUUUAUUCCUAUUCCAAAUUGAUUGUUACAGCACUAAAUAUUGGAAGGUUCACCUAUAAUAACAAGAGCCUCUUAUAA
Drosophila navojoa is the source of this 561-nucleotide messenger RNA. RefSeq lists its product as uncharacterized. The record is from RefSeq and is a predicted model, not a curated record. Lineage: Eukaryota; Metazoa; Arthropoda; Insecta; Diptera; Drosophilidae.